Molecule: messenger RNA, 2867 nt
Organism: Nilaparvata lugens (brown planthopper)
Lineage: Eukaryota; Metazoa; Arthropoda; Insecta; Hemiptera; Delphacidae
Gene: Tbh
Product: dopamine beta-hydroxylase
Exons: 9
Coding region: 13-1941 (642 amino acids)
Biological process (GO): dopamine catabolic process; norepinephrine biosynthetic process; octopamine biosynthetic process
Cellular component (GO): secretory granule membrane
Molecular function (GO): copper ion binding; dopamine beta-monooxygenase activity
Source: RefSeq, a predicted model, not a curated record
UGGUGUUGUGUUAUGAUGGGGUGUGAUGGUAUGACGGCGCAUCACGACUCUAUAAAACGGGGUGUUUGGGAGACAACCGCUCAGUCUGCUCCCGGAAUGACUCGCUUCGAGACGCACCUCCUCCCGUUCUUCAGCUUAGCCCUCCUCACGACUUCGGCACUUGACUCCUCGGUCUACACUUACCGCGACAUUUUCACGAGAGGCUUCCGUGCUCCAGUUCACGACCACGCUGACCAAUUUCCGGUUCAGUCACCAGUUAAAUCCGGAAAUGGUGAAUCGGUGUUCAACAUCCCCUUGGACCCUUCCGGUCUGGCAAAGAUGUUCUGGUCUCUCGACUAUGUGAGGAACGAGGUGGCAAUUGAGGUGCAUGCCCAUCUUGAACCAACUCAAUGGAUGGCUGUUGGAUUUUCCGACUAUGGAAAACUAUCUCAUGCUGAUCUGUGUGUGUACUGGAUAGACUGGAAACGGAAGGCUCAUAUUCAGGAUGCAAUCUCUGACGAAGGUUGUCAGUUGAUGGAGGAUGUACAUCAAGACUGUAAAAACUUCCGAGCAAUGAAACAUGGAAAUCUCACAAAAUUCAUGUUUGUCAGAAAUUUUGACACCUGCGACAAUCAAGAUUAUAUGAUAGAGGAAGGCACUACCCAUAUUGUUUACUCAAUAGGUGAUGGACCGUUAUUCAGUAUCAAUGGCGUGAACAUAUCAGCUACUGACCACAAUGGUAUGCAACGCACUCAGUUAUUGAAGAAUGUCAACGCUUAUGUUCCACUUCCCCCUUCAGCGUGGAGUUUCGAUGUUGUUGCUGACAAAGUCAAAGUACCCAAUCUGGAGACAACUUAUUGGUGUCAUGUUGUGGAAUUGUCAACCAAAUUGAAGCAGAAACAUCAUGUCAUACAGUUCGAACCAGUGAUUCAGAAAGGGAAUGAGCCACUCGUUCAUCACAUGGAAAUUUUCCAUUGUGUGACAGAUGCCGAGGAGAAGAUUCCGCUAUACAGUGGGCCUUGCACUGCCCCCAACCGCCCCCCGGCCACACAAGUCUGCAAGAAAGUCAUUGCCGCUUGGGCUAUGGGAGCCACUCCGUUCUCUUACCCACCGGAAGCCGGAUUGCCAAUUGGAGGCUCAGACUUCAAUAGAUUUGUGAUGCUUGAAGUUCACUACAAUAAUCCACAAAUGAAAGAUGAUUGGGUGGACAGUUCGGGCGUGCGCGUGCACGUGACAGAUGAACUUCGAGAUCACGACGCUGCCGUCAUUGAGUUGGGUCUCGAGUACAUCGACAAAAUGGCAAUUCCCCCGCGCCAGCAAGCGUUCACGCUCUCCGGCUACUGCAUCACGGAAUGUACAGGCAUUAGUCUGCCGGCUGAAGGAAUUGUCAUAUUCGGAUCUCAGCUGCACACUCACUUGGCUGGAGUCCGAGUGUUGACCAAACAUGUCAGAGAUGGCAAGGAACUCAAAGAACUCAACAGAGAUAACCAUUAUAGCACUCACUUUCAAGAAAUAAGAGUACUAAAGGAACGAACCAUAUUGUUGCCGGGUGAUGCGUUAAUAACCACCUGCUGGUACAACACUGAAGAUCGUCCAAAUAUAACAGUUGGAGGAUUUGCAAUAUCUGAUGAAAUGUGUGUGAAUUACGUCUAUUAUUAUCCAAAAUCAAACCUAGAAGUGUGCAAAAGCUCUAUAUCGGAUAGCAGUUUGAUGAAUUAUUUCCAAUUAAUGAAUGAACUUGAAAAUCAGCCAACAAGUCCUAAUCUGGGUAUUACUGACAAUUACAAGUCAAUAGAGUGGAAUCCAAUUCGAGUGAGGAUACUGGAUGAGCUAUAUCACCAAUCGUCCAUUUAUAUGCAGUGCAAUCAGUCCUCAGGACUCAGGUUUCCUGGAGAUUGGUCAACAAUGCCACUCACAAGAAUUUCACAUCGUCUUCCUCAUCCUGGCCGAGAUUGUCCAUAAGAUCUUGCAGAGUCUAUACUAAAUGUAUGUGUCAUAUAUAGUCCCAGGAAACUAUUAUAGGCCUACCAAUAUAAAAAAAAAUAAUAAAAAUGAUAAUACUCUACUCAACCUAUAGAACUAAAAUUACAUCCUCUCAAAUCUAGGAGAUCUAUCAUUUUAGCUGUACAUAACUGUAACUUCUCAAUUUGAAAUAUCAUUUCAUUUUUUCAGAAAAUAAUCAAUACGAAUUAUUAAGGUAACAUAUUUUGAAAAAAAAUCGAUUCCUCUACUCAUUCAUAAAUUUUUGUCAGUUUUUAUAUGUCUAGUGUAUCUGACUUUGAAUUGUUGAUUGAAUAUAAUUAUAUGAAUUCUAUGUUACAAUAAGACGCCUAUAUAUUCUAUACUUCGGUAUACAAAAAAUGUAAGAAAUAAAAAAUCCAAGUACCCUUUAAAAACUUUAUUCACAACAUGUUCCAACAUUAAUGUCAUUUUCAAGAGUAGCCCUCACCAAAAAGUUAAAAUAGGUAAAAUACAGAAAAAUCAUGACUUUUGCAAGGGAUAGUAUUGUUUUCAGUCAAUAAACAUAUUAAUAAGGUGACUCAUAAUGAAACUACGAUGAUUAGAGAAUGGAAUUAUUCCAAAAAUAAUAUUGUUGUACUUGAAUUCAUUCUGAAUUUUUCUUGCAUGUAAAAAUAGCAUAAGAAAUAUACCUACUCUUUUGUUUGAAAAAUUUGAAAAUCUAUUGAGCAAGCUGUCUAUUUGGGUACAGAGAAGACUACAAAAUUUUCAUGUCGAGGUUCCAAGUACCUAUUAAGUUACUGAUAUUGAUUGAAUAAUUUUUCUCAGAUAUUAAAACUAUUUUUAUCAACCAUUUAUGAAGUAACUUAUACUGCAAUUUAUUCUAUAUUGAACUUGGAACAACAAUAAACUAUUUUGUUCUCUUGAAA